CAAAUGACCUAGUUUGGCCAUGCCAGAAGGGUGGUGGUAAAAGUGGGUAGUUUUUUGAAAAUGUAAUUCGGCAACUUUCUACCGAUAGACGUCAAACUUUCUAAAUAAACGUAAACAUGGCGAGUGAUCCGGACGAUUUUGAUAAAAAUAUAGAAAAUUUGAAAAGCAACGUCAGAGCGUCGUUUGCGCGGGUGUAUGCAACUUUAAAAGCAAGGGAAUUAAAAACUUUACGACAAUUAGAUGCUAUACGUAAACAAUGCCAAGAUAACAAAGACUUGAAGAGGAAUUGUGUUCAAAAUAUUCAUAUAUGUUUCGAGAAAGAGUCCACGUUGUUAGAAAAUGUAAGUAAUUUCGGUGUUAUUGAUUUUGAGAAGCUUAACUUUGAUAGUAAUACGUUUACACUGGAGGAUUACGUUAGCCCCGAAGAUGACCACAUGUACUCUUAUAAAACUAUUGAGGAGGUAACUAAGGAGGUUGAGGAAGGAGAUAAUGACUUAGAGGCUAUAGAAGAGGCUGCCCUCAAGCAGAUUACAGCUACAGACAACUGUGUAUGUUAUGUAAAUAUAAAAUCAGAGGAGGUAUCGAAAAAAUUUAGAGAUUUAGAAAUUAGCGCGUCGCCAGUUAAAGUAUGCGAGAGUAGCCGCAGUAGUUUCGAUAACAAUGAGGUUGAUUGUCCAGAAAGUAUAACGGAAGAUGACAAAAGUGACAGUUCAGAUCCUGAUGUUAAGAAAAUUGAUCCGACAGAUGAUUGGUUGAACUCGAUUAAAGGUCAGACUGAAACAGAGCCGUCACAAGUAACCGAUGUAAUGGAACACAGCACAAUAGCUUGUUUAUAGCAGAAUGUAGUGGUAGUAUUGAUAUGAAUUUACAUUUUACCAAUUAGAUAAUAUUGUAAUAAAGUUUUAUAUUUUGCAUAA
Messenger RNA from Helicoverpa armigera (cotton bollworm), 917 nucleotides. RefSeq lists its product as uncharacterized. NCBI's taxonomy places the organism in Eukaryota, Metazoa, Arthropoda, Insecta, Lepidoptera, Noctuidae. Bases 117 to 836 code for a protein of 239 amino acids. The transcript is spliced from 2 exons. The record is from RefSeq and is a predicted model, not a curated record.